UUUCUUCCUUACAAUUUAACACAAUGAGCAUCACACAUCAUUCAAACGGCCGUUUCCCAACGGAACUUUUAUUAUCUAUAUUUAUUCACUUGGACGGCCCAACUUUAGCUUCCUGUAGUAGAGUGUGCCGACAAUGGCACAACGCCAUUACUCACUUUGACGAACUGAUCUGGUCAAGAGCCUGUCGCCGUGAUUUCCUAAAGACAAGGCGUUUCUGGUCACUUCAAUUUCCCGAACUAACACAAACAAACAGCUUACUCGGAAAGCAAAAGAGAACAUGGCAGGAUAUGUAUAGAAUAACCAAAAACUGGUAUACCGGUCACUGUACGGGAUAUUAUCCUGAAGUAGACCAAGAUAGAUCAACAGACACACUCAUCCCCUGCGCCGUUAUUGGUGAUCCUCAAGAACAUGGUAUGUUUACCACGCUCACUCUUGCUUACAAUGGAUCCAUCAUUCGAUCAAAUCCAAACUAUCAAACGGCAUCUGAACAGAGUUUGAUGAUUCAAUCACCACAGACACAUGAAAAACAGUAUAUACAAUGGUCAAAUCUUGAAUUGCCCGGUUGGCCAGAAGCUGCAGCAUCACACACCAUUGUUUGUCACCAUACACUUCCAUCCACACCUUGGUUGGUUACAGGUGGUUUGAACGGUACUGUUGCCAUAUGGGAUCUAGAGAAAAGGUCCUUGGUGAGGAUGUGGCACGGACACCGUGGAAGGGUAUUAUGCAUUAGCAUGAAUGACGAAGCUGUUUUAAGCGGCGGCGCGGAUAGUAUGAUCCAAGUGUGGGAUCUCAAUAUGACUGACAAGACAAAAAAUCUUCAAAGGCCUACUCAACGUGGCAUGAUCGAUAUUUCCCGCUACUUGUCUGAACGAAAUGAUUGGUAUCAAGGUGUAGGUGAAAUUGCUGCAAAUCAUAAUUUAGUCGCUUGUGCCCCGGAUGCUUCCGGCCCCAUCUUGAUCUUUUCCCUUUUGACAGGAUCUCUUGUAUAUGAAUUGAAAAUACCACAAGCUUCACCAAGGAUGGAGUGGGCGACUGAGGAUAUCACUGCCUUCACUCGGCUUCGACUGACCCCGUACUUUUUACUCACAAAGGGAAAAAUAUCCAACAAGAGCCAGCAUUUGAAGAUUGUACCUUCUACUCAAAAUGUGAUCCUUCAGCGUAACAAGCUCUCCCAGUCUAAACAAGUAGGUUAUAUGUCACCAUUGAAAGAUCAUAACCCUUCUCCUCAUGUUGCCCAAAUGACUCCCUAUCAGCUUUAUCUUUACUACCAAUCAAUGAAUAGUGGUAAUGAAAGAAGUGACAGUGAAGAAGAGCAAUUGCCUACUCCAGACACGAAUGAUUGUAUUCAUGUCUGGGACCUCCAAACAGCAAAGAUCGUCUACAGGCUACUUCCUGUUUUACCAAAACCAAACCAAUACUACACUAUUACAGAUAUACAGUUAUCUCCAGAUUACUCCAAGGUAUUUGCUAUUAUCCAAAUUCGUGGUAAAAAGCAGUAUGAGGAACAUCUUUUCUGCUGGGACUUUUCGAUAAAGAAUAUAGAUGAUCCGAUAGAUCAAUGUUUUAAAGUUUUAGAAUUAGAUACUAAAGACUCUUCUCAACAAAAAAUUGGAACUUCUUGGGUUUGUUUUAUGUAGCUUUGUUUUUAGUAUUCUCCCAUUUGUAAAUACGUCAUUUGUAUACACUUUUCCAUCUUAU
Molecule: messenger RNA, 1698 nt
Organism: Rhizopus microsporus ATCC 52813
Lineage: Eukaryota; Fungi; Mucoromycota; Mucoromycetes; Mucorales; Rhizopodaceae
Product: WD40 repeat-like protein
Exons: 2
Coding region: 24-1637 (537 amino acids)
Molecular function (GO): protein binding
Source: RefSeq, a predicted model, not a curated record